UUCUGAACUGGGUUGUGACCUGAUGCAGUACUAUUCUGGUCUUUCAUAAAUAGCCAAUCGGAUGCUGGGUGACAUAUCAUUCAUAGCAACAUGGGUCCUCAGAAUGGUUGCUACUGUAGUCCGAAGGAUGCAGAACAGAUAUUUUCACUAUUAUGAGCCUUGGAAACAUGCACCUAGGGUUCUUAUUCUUCAUCCAUCAAUGGUGAUGGACACACCUGGCCUGUAGAAUCUUGCUGGCUUUGUGAAGAAGACACAGGUCUCAUCCCCAUGCUUAAUAGUUGUGGUGGGGAUGGUGCUGGAAAGCGCCUUAUGAACCAUCACCUGAACAUGGUUAACUUAUCACUAUUGCGAUCAUUUCGUGAUUAACAAUAAUAUUUUUUUUCUCAUCCCCACUAUUUUUUCUUGAAUGUUCAUCCCCACUGUAUUUGCUUAGUUUUUGUAGGAAGCAGUCAGAUGAGAUCUAUCAUAACUACAUCUUUGACUGCAUUAUAUAUUUGUAUGUGGGAAGCUAUUCGGAGAUUAGGGAAUUUAUAAAAACUACUUGCACGUUUUCUGCUUGUUAUUUAAGAUCCAAGGCUAAUCCCUGAAUUUUUGGGAGCUGCUUUACUAAUGAGAACUGUUGCCUUUACGAGCCUAAAGACUACAAAAUGCAUACCACUACUGCUGCCAGCCUUUACUAAUGAAUCAUGUGCAGCUGUAGUCGCCAUUAUUUGUGCUAUUAGAUGCCACAGUAGCAUGAUGUCAAGUGCUAACUUACAGGCUGCUGCCAAGCAGCUACGUAUGUCAUAAGUGGCUAGUGUAUCAAACAUACCAUAUAUGAAAAGCAAAUGAAAUUGUGUGCAGUUUACUGUUGAAUGAUAGAGUCGGUGCUGCAGUACAUCUAUUUGAAAGCUGGAAAUAUGAACAUAUGUGCACGUGUCAAGUAUCUGAUGAACUAUCAACUUUGAUUUAACUCUUGACUAUUUAUGACUGCUUAAUUCUGAAUCCGUCAGCUGUUAAAGACUAUUCUCAAUCUUAUCCUGAUAGGUUGAUAAGCCUGCUCAUUCUCUGUCAUGAUUCUGAGACGACUACUUUGUUUAGUUUGUUAGCAGUUUGCAUGGGAUAGUCACCAAGUAGGCCUCUAAUCCGUUACUUUAAUGGGGCCACAACAUGCACAUGCAGUGUGCCACAUUACAGUGGAUUACUGAGUCGGCUGGAGGCUUUCUGAAUCAUUCUUCUCUUGCUAUGACUAGUGAAUCUCUGUCCUUUUCUGGCUGUGAAUAGAAUAUAGCUGGGAAUCUCGCAUUUGCUUCCUCAGUGAAAGAAUUUACUUGUGUUGAAUGAGGCCAAGCCAGUUGCAACCAAAACUCCAUUCUUUUGUCUCCUGGACCAUUCAAUUAUGGGGCUAGUAUCUUCAUAUAAAACCAUGAUAUGCCUUUGAGGCUCGUCUAAGCUACCGUCUGCCUUUCUCUUGUGUUUUCAGAUUGGUUCCGAAGAGAUGGGCCUAAAGGUGUUCCAUUGGCUGAAUCGGAGGAUGCAUCCUAACACUGAGUACUGCACCAUCCAUGAGAACAAGGCAGCCAUGGAGGAUAAGGAAGACUCUGUGCGUCAGAGUGUUGCUGAGAAAGACACUGAAGCUCUGCUGCUCCGUGAUGUUCUUCUUAACGGUAUACUUGCAAUCGGCACACUUGGACAUCAUGUUGACUCCCUUUGUCCUGAGGCCUGCAUUGAAGAAGAUGAUUUCCUCGUCAUGGAUGAGGAGGUAGUAGUUGAGGAAGAGAAAAAUGAAGAGGAACCCAGGAAUGAGAAGGUCAAAGAAGAUGCUGCACUGGCAAUAGCACUAAGUGAACCAGUAGUUCCUGUUGUUGAGCCUGCCAAGAUGCAUUCAUCGUCGAUGAAAGAAGACAAUUUCUCAUGUUUCGUGACGGAAGAAAUCCUAAUGCAUGAGGUUGAAGAUGGGGGUGCCGCUAAUAUCCAGGAACGACCACUUCUGAUGGUAGAGAAGGUGGAGAAAGUAAGAACUACACUUGCUGAUUUAUUUGCAGCAGAAGCAUUCUCAUCUAGUGCUCCAGGGGAGAAGAAUUGCCAGGAUAUCGUCAUUGUUGCUGGGGCAUCCACUUCGAAGCCUGCAUUGUGCACUGAAAAGGCGCAUAAAAAGAAACCAACGAAGCCAACACCAAAGCCACUGAAAGCCACAAGAAAAUUAAGUCGGGUCAUGAGGAAGAUGUUGGGGAAGAAAAUCCACCCAGAGCAGCUCAAUGGGCGUAGCAAUGCAGAGGGCCCUCUUACUGCAUGAUGUACCUAGUCUUGCCGACAAGUUUGCUUCCCUAUCUGGUUUCAUUGGAUCCCUACGACUGAGAUUCCUUGCCCGAGAGAAGCGUCCAUGCAUAUGUUGACAGUGUUGAAGUACCUUUUUUUUUGUUGCCGUGUUUCGUCGCCGGUGAAGCAUGAAUAGCAUUCUGCUUUCCCUAUACAUAUAUUCUCGUCGUGCCUAUCUGCAUGUAAAAAUCAACUGCUGAGGUGUGUAUGAUCUUGUAAGGUGUCAUUCUCCGGCGCGCUGUCGGCGCCGCACUGUCCCGUCGUCGCGGUAUGUGUCGUAAAAAAAAAGUUAAUAAACCUCCUCUGUUUAUCCGUUGGCAU
Messenger RNA from Panicum virgatum (switchgrass), 2619 nucleotides. RefSeq names its product protein TILLER ANGLE CONTROL 1-like. The transcript has 5 exons. The coding region runs from base 1478 to 2275 and encodes 265 amino acids. The record is from RefSeq and is a predicted model, not a curated record. Gene Ontology annotation, biological process: morphogenesis of a branching structure. NCBI's taxonomy places the organism in Eukaryota, Viridiplantae, Streptophyta, Magnoliopsida, Poales, Poaceae.